Molecule: messenger RNA, 777 nt
Organism: Penicillium cataractarum
Lineage: Eukaryota; Fungi; Ascomycota; Eurotiomycetes; Eurotiales; Aspergillaceae
Product: SGNH/GDSL hydrolase family protein
Exons: 5
Coding region: 1-777 (258 amino acids)
Source: RefSeq, a predicted model, not a curated record
AUGACGGGCAUUACUAUCGAAGUGGAGGAUGCCGGCCGGCCCUAUGACCAGUUCAUCCUCUUCGGAGACUCUAUCACCGAGAUGUCCCAUAACCAGACUCUUGGAUUUGCUUUCGGUGCAGGAUUGCAAGACGCUUACAGCCGUCGUCUGGAUGUGAUUAACCGGGGAUUCGGAGGAUAUACCACCGCUCAUGCCAUCAAGCUCCUCCCCCAGAUCUUCCCCUCUCCUCAGAUCGCCAAUGUCCGGCUCAUGACUAUCUUCUUUGGGGCAAACGACGCCUGUGUACCCACCCACAUGCAGCAUGUCCCUCUUGAAACCUACAAAGAGAAUCUGCAAAAGCUCAUUGAGCACCCUGCUACCCGGGCCCAGAAUCCCCGCAUUAUCAUCAUUACUCCCCCGCCUAUCAACGAGUACCAACUCGAGGGCUUUGAUAAUGCUAAGGAUACUCCCCAUCCUAGCCGGACCGCUCAUUUGACCAAGAUCUAUGCCGAGGCUGCUAAGGAGGUUGGUGCCUCGCUGAAUAUCCCCGUGGCGGAUAUCUGGACCUCGUUCAUGUCGACUGUUGGCUGGGAAGAGUGUCAGGCAUUGAUUGGUUCCCGAGAUGCGCCUAAUAAUGAGCAGUUUAGCAAGUUGUUCACUGAUGGACUGCACCUCACGGGGGAUGGAUACCGGAUCGUCUAUGAAGAGGUGCUUAAGACUAUUCGGGCCAAUUGGCCAGAUCAAGAUCCUGCAGCUCUGCCAAUGGUGUUUCCUGGAUAUGUUGAGGCCCCUCGGUGA